Molecule: messenger RNA, 2223 nt
Organism: Alnus glutinosa
Lineage: Eukaryota; Viridiplantae; Streptophyta; Magnoliopsida; Fagales; Betulaceae
Product: hydroquinone glucosyltransferase-like
Exons: 3
Coding region: 556-1968 (470 amino acids)
Molecular function (GO): UDP-glycosyltransferase activity
Source: RefSeq, a predicted model, not a curated record
UCCUCGGCUGCUGCAUCAAUUUGCUUCAUCAGCACGAAAAAUCUGAAAACCAGACAAAGAUCGAGUUGCUGCAAACAUAAGCUGAAAGCUUGACUAUAUACUCUGUAGCAUUUGUCUGUAAAUCUGUUCAGUACUGCUUGUUUGAACCGUCGAAGAUCUCACCGAGCACAGAAGUGCGCCGGAGCUACAAGAGAAACCCAGAUGCUCUGUCGAUCACCUCUCUGUCUACCUGCCCACCGCCUGCAAGAAACCGGACCUACAGAUCUGCUGCCUCUUUACGUGACGUGAUCGAGGUUGCCGUGGAUCAACUACCACACCGAACAAGACCGCGCCACCACCAGCCAAGAGAGACAGCCAAUUGCUAAAGCUACGGUGCGUUCAGACGUUCUCUCUCCGGACGAAAAGGCUACGCUAGUGGACGAAAGUUUGAAAUUUAUCCGACUCAUGUGAAGUGGUACUUUGCACGGUGUAAUGAGGAUUCGCUUCCGAUACCCCGGUUUAAAAAAAAUAAAAUAAAAUAAAGGAGGAGGAGGAAAAAAAAGGAGGAUUUUGUCCAUGGAACACAAACCCCACAUAGCAAUUCUACCAAGUCCAGGGAUGGGUCACCUUAUCCCACUUGUGGAGCUUGCCAAGAUCCUUGCUCUACGCCAUGACUACCGUCUCACAUGCAUCAUUCCCACAAUUGGGUCUCCAUCAAAAGCCAUGAAAGGAGUCCUCGAAGCUCUCCCCACAAGCAUAGACCAUGUAUUUCUUCCUCCGGUGAACCUGAACGACCUCCCGGCAGGCGAACAGCCCGGAAUACAAGUUUUCCUCACCAUGACUCGCUCUCUGCCAUCUAUUCGCGACGUGUUGAAGUCCUUGGUCGAAACUUCUCGGUUAGCCGCCGUUAUCCUCGAUCAUACUGCCACCGACGCACUAGAUGUUGCCAAUGAGCUAAACCUCUCGCCGUACAUUUUCUUCACCUCAAGUGCUUUGGCUCUGUCGUUGCUCUUGCAUUUGCCAAAGCUGGACGAGACAAUUUCGUGCGAGUACAGAGACCUGCCGGAACCGUUGAGACUUCCGGGGUGCGUACCUCUUGACGGUGGAGAUCUUAUGGAUCACGUUCAAGACCGGAAAAGUGAACUGUACAGAUUGUCUCUUCGCCACACAAAACGGCUCCGAUUAGCUGAGGGUAUUAUGGUUAAUACGUUCAUGGACUUGCAAGGAAGAGCUAUCAAAGCUUUGGAAGAGGAAGGAGCUGGAAACCCCACAAUUUAUCCAAUUGGACCCAUCAUUCAUACUGCUUCCAGUACUACACAGGUUAACGAGCGAGAGUGUUUAAGUUGGUUGGACGAUCAGCCGAGCGGCUCCGUCCUAUUUGUGUCUUUUGGGAGUGGCGGAACCCUAUCCUAUGAUCAGCUCAAUGAGCUAGCCUUUGGAUUGCAAUUGAGUGAUCAAAAGUUCUUAUGGGUUGCAAGAAGCCCAAACAAUGAAUUGGCUAAUGCAGCAUACCUCAGUGACCAAAGCUAUGAAAACCCUCUAGCUUACUUGCCAGAAGGUUUUGCAGAGAGGACCAAAGGGCAAGGACUAGUGGUGCCGUCAUGGGCGCCGCAGGCCCGAGUCCUUGGCCACGGCUCCACGGGCGGUUUCUUAACGCACUGCGGUUGGAAUUCAAUCCUGGAGAGUGUCAUGCAUGGCAUACCUUUGAUUGCAUGGCCGCUUUACUCAGAGCAAAGAAUGAAUGCAGUGUUACUGGUUGAGGAUCUGAGAGUGGCUUUAAGACCAAAAGCUAACGAGAAAGGCCUUGUGAACAGAGAAGAAAUUGCGAAAAUUGUGAAGGGCUUGAUGGUGGGAGAAGAGGGGAAAAGAGUUCACAGCCGUAUGAAAGACAUGAAGAUGGCUGCUGAGAAAGCCCUAAGUGCAGAAGGUUCUUCUACAAGGGCAAUCUCUGAAUUAGCAUUCAAGAUUGGUUUUGAAACAGGACAAUAAUCUUAAUUUUCUUGCUCGUCUACCUUAUUUCUAUUCUAUAUAUAUAUAUACAUCACUUUAAUUAUCAUAUAUUGUUGUUGGAAAAUGGAUUUGAAAUGGAAAGGAACCGGUCAGUGAAAAAAGCAAGAGUAAAAUUGUCCUUUCAUAUUUUUAGAUAAUUUUGUCCUUAUUUUUUCACUAAUCAGCUCCUCUCCAUUUCAUUUGAAAUAGAAAUAAUCUAUUUGUUUGUUGAAUGUAGAAUGUUUAACUAAUUAU